GCUCAUUAAUUUAUGUCUUAAAAACACAAUUAAUCAACCUCAGCCACUGCAUUUACGUUUUCUCAUUAAUCCUUUCACUUUGCUUGCUACUACUCUAAUAUCUAUAUCCCUGUAUACAAUUUUUCCCCCCUCUCUCUCUGUCUAACAAACAGGAUUUGAGCUUCAGUGGGUUUUUUUUUUUUUACAAUGGCAACGAAUUCUUCUAAUGGAGCAACAAAGCAACCUCCCAUGCCAUCUCCCUUGCGUUUUUCCAAGUUCUUUCAGUCCAAUAUGAGAAUUCUGGUUACUGGAGGAGCUGGAUUUAUUGGCUCUCACCUAGUUGACAAAUUGAUGGAAAAUGAAAAAAAUGAGGUCAUUGUUGCUGACAACUACUUCACUGGAUCUAAAGACAACCUUAAAAGAUGGAUUGGCCAUCCAAGAUUUGAGCUAAUUCGUCAUGAUGUCACAGAGCAAUUGUUGAUUGAGGUUGAUCAAAUCUAUCAUCUUGCAUGCCCUGCUUCUCCAAUCUUCUACAAAUACAACCCUGUAAAGACAAUAAAGACAAAUGUGAUUGGAACACUGAACAUGCUUGGGCUUGCUAAGCGUGUGGGAGCAAGGAUUUUGCUUACAUCUACUUCAGAAGUAUAUGGGGACCCUCUUGUGCAUCCACAACCAGAAAGCUAUUGGGGCAAUGUAAACCCCAUUGGAGUUCGGAGUUGUUAUGAUGAGGGCAAGCGUGUUGCAGAAACUUUGAUGUUUGAUUAUCAUAGGCAGCAUGGAAUCGAAAUACGCAUUGCGAGAAUCUUCAACACAUAUGGACCACGCAUGAAUAUUGAUGAUGGGCGUGUUGUCAGUAACUUCAUUGCUCAAGCAAUUCGUGGUGAACCCUUGACUGUCCAAGUUCCAGGAACUCAAACUCGCAGUUUCUGCUAUGUCUCUGACAUGGUUGAUGGACUUAUACGUCUAAUGGAAGGGGAAAACACUGGUCCAAUCAACAUUGGGAACCCAGGUGAAUUUACAAUGAUUGAACUUGCCGAGAAUGUGAAAGAGCUUAUCAAUCCAAAAGUGCAGAUAAAUAUGGUUGAGAACACUCCUGACGAUCCUCGUCAGAGAAAACCAGACAUUACAAAAGCAAAGGAAUUGCUGAGAUGGGAACCAAAGGUCAAGUUGUAUGAUGGCCUUCCUCUCAUGGAAGAGGAUUUCCGUCAGAGGCUUGGAGUUCCCAAGAGCAACUAAGCUCCUUUUACUCCUUCAUUUCUUAUCAUAUAAUCAUAAUGAAUAUUUUGAUAGUAACGGGGAUGUGGAUGAACCUGUUAAGUGUUAAGAGAUGUUUUAUAUUGAAAAUUAUGGAGAGGAAGGUUAAACUUGCAGCCGGCAAAGCCAACUUGAACUUGCUCUUCAAAUUGAUACAAUAAGAUUGCUUCUCCACCCAACUUCUAUUGGAAAUGCUGUUGUUGAGAUGAGUUGAAAUUAUUUUUUAUUGAAAUUUAGGUGUUACAAGUUCUCUUUCGACUUUCUUUACCCAUUGUAUGUCAGGGUAGGUGUGUCUUAAUGUGUUCUCUGUACCGAAAUACAAUUCAGAUUGUGUUUGGUGGGUUCAUAUUUGGAUUUGAGGAGGUUUGAAUCUCCUUAAGAAAUAAAGUUACGAUGUUCUGAUAUGAAUGUGAAAUAGGUUCUACUUGAAA
Molecule: messenger RNA, 1664 nt
Organism: Glycine soja
Lineage: Eukaryota; Viridiplantae; Streptophyta; Magnoliopsida; Fabales; Fabaceae
Product: UDP-glucuronic acid decarboxylase 6-like
Exons: 13
Coding region: 187-1215 (342 amino acids)
Biological process (GO): D-xylose metabolic process
Cellular component (GO): cytoplasm
Molecular function (GO): NAD+ binding; UDP-glucuronate decarboxylase activity
Source: RefSeq, a predicted model, not a curated record